CAGGACAUGAGAGCGGCAUGUGGGGAGGUAUAUAUAUAUAGCUACAAUACCUGAAAGCACGGGAGCCAUGGCUUCCGUUGUAUGCCAGUGCGUGUAGACCACCUUUUGGGGUUUACAUCUUGAGCGCGUCUCAUCUAUUAAGCACGCAGACACCUUGUCAACUCGGCUCACUGGUUAACCUCCUAACAGAAAUAUAAUAGUCAAGACACGGGAAACUGCAGUGUGUGAUUCUCACACAAUGGGGAGUUCACAGACUGUGAACGGCAUGAACGGCGUGAACGGCGUGAACGGCUCCCACAACAGAGAGGACGCCGCCGAUAGGUUCACAAUCAAGGACAACUUCGUCGAGAACCUACGACCAUUCAGGGUCAUUGUUGUUGGAGCUGGCUUCUCUGGUAUCUUGGCUGCCAUCAGGAUACCUGAGAGACUCAGAAAUGUUGAGUUGGUGGUGUAUGAGAAGAAUGAGGGCAUUGGCGGAGUCUGGUGGCUGAAUAAAUACCCAGGGGUUGCGUGUGAUAUUCCAUCACACUCGUAUCAAUACUCAUUCGCGCCGAAUCCAAACUGGAGCAAUCUCUAUGCCCCUGGCAGCGAAAUCCAGCAGUAUCUCCAAGACGUAGCCGAGAGGUACGGCGCAACGAGGUUCAUCAAAACGCGCCACAGGGUCGACCACGGCGAGUGGGAUGACAGUCGAAAGCAAUGGAAGAUCAAAGUGACCAACCUCUCCACUGGAGAGACGUUCGAGGAUGCAGCAAAUGUCCUGAUCACGGCGCGCGGGCAGCUCAAUGACAUUUCCUGGCCGAGAAUCCCCGGCCUCGACAAGUUCGAAGGAAAGUUGAUGCAUUCCGGGGAUUGGGACACCAGUUACGAUUUCCGCAACAAGAGAAUUGGCAUCAUCGGCAACGGCUCCAGCGCCAUCCAAAUCAUUCCCAGCCUGCAGAAGGUCGAGGGGGCCUCCCUCACGUGCUUCAUGCGGUCUCCGACCUGGAUAUCCUCCGCCUUCGGGGAUGCAGGCAUGGUCGAGUUGGGCCUUGAUCCUGCCAAUACAGCCUUCUCUGCUGAACAACGGCACAAGUUAUCCACCAACCCCGACGAACUCUUCAAGCUUCGCAAGGUCUUCGAAUCCGGCGGGAACCUCGUCCACGACAGCACCAUCCGCGGCAGCGCCAUGCAAGUAGAACACCAAUCCGCCUUCCACAAGGCGAUGCAGGCCAAGCUCGCCGCCCGCCCCGACCUCGUCGCUCUGCUCAUUCCCUCCUUCGCCCCGGGCUGCCGUCGCCUGACGCCUGGCAAGGGCUUCCUCGAAUCGCUUCUCGAGCCCAACGUCGCCGUCGUCAGCUCUUCCAUCAGCCAAAUCACGCCCACGGGCGUCGAGACGACGACGGCGGCGGCGGCCAACAACAGCACGGCCCUGCAGCACCACGAAGUAGACGUGCUGGUCUGCGCGACCGGCUACCACGUCUCCUCGCCGCCGCCCUUCCCCCUUCUCGGCCGCCACGGCCUGCCGCUCUCGGCCCGGUGGCGCGGCCGCGCGGAAUCGUACCUCUCGCUCGCCGUGGACGCCUUCCCCAACCUGCUCAUGAUGUUCGGCCCCAACAGCGCCAUCGGCUCCGGCUCGCUGACCAAGAUCCUCGAGGCCGAGGCCGACUACAUCAUCGCCGCCAUCCGCAAGCUGCAGAAGGAGGACUACGCGAGCAUGGAGCCCAAGCGGGCGCGCGUGCGCGACUUCAUGGAGUAUGUCGACGGCUACUUCCAGGGCACCGUGUACACGGACGAGUGCCGCAGCUGGUAUCGCGGCAAGGACGGCAGGAUUGUGGGCCUGUGGCCCGGGUCGACGUUGCACGCGCUCGAGGCGCUGCGGAGCCCGCGGUGGGAGGACUGGGAGUACGAGCGGGUGGAGGAGGACAGGGCGGCGGGAGGGUGGAAUGCGUUGAGGUGGUUGGGCAACGGGUCGAGCGUGACGCAGAUCAGCGGUGACCCGUCGUGGUAUAUCAAUCCCGACCAGGUCGAGGUGCCGUUGGAGGGGCGCCCGGAGGAGAACACCCGAUACAAGGCCCGGCCGUGGUCUCAUUGAGCGGCCGGUUUCGAAUCGUGGGCUGUCCUUGGCAGGCGCUGUUUCCCUUCAUAUCUGGGUGCCUAGGUAGCGGUUUUCAGAAUAAGUACCUUAGGUACUAGCCAACUUCAGGGGUACUAGUAGCGUACAUACCGAGCUGAAGCUGAAUACCAAGCAGUG
Chaetomium strumarium is the source of this 2230-nucleotide messenger RNA. RefSeq lists its product as uncharacterized. The record is from RefSeq and is a predicted model, not a curated record. Gene Ontology annotation, molecular function: flavin adenine dinucleotide binding; N,N-dimethylaniline monooxygenase activity; NADP binding. NCBI's taxonomy places the organism in Eukaryota, Fungi, Ascomycota, Sordariomycetes, Sordariales, Chaetomiaceae. Bases 239 to 2071 code for a protein of 610 amino acids. The transcript is spliced from 6 exons.